This is a messenger RNA of Impatiens glandulifera, 939 nucleotides long. RefSeq names its product auxin-binding protein T85-like. Gene Ontology annotation, molecular function: auxin binding. The record is from RefSeq and is a predicted model, not a curated record. NCBI's taxonomy places the organism in Eukaryota, Viridiplantae, Streptophyta, Magnoliopsida, Ericales, Balsaminaceae. Bases 82 to 666 code for a protein of 194 amino acids. The transcript has 5 exons.
AUUCAAAGAUAUCCGACCGAAACACUCUAAGUUCUUGUACCGACCGUAGUGCAGAUUCAUCCAGCAUGCAGAAAGGGAGAAAUGCAGUCUUGCAGUAGGAUGGACUUCAGCUGGCUCACUAUUUUACCAUUACUCAUAUCCUUGUGGUCUUUGGCCGAAGCUUCUCGCUGUUCAGUUGGUGAAUUACCUUUAGUGAGGAAUAUCAGUGAGCUACAUGAGGAUAACUAUGGGAGACCUGGUUUGUCUCACAUUACAGUUGCUGGUUCAUUGGCACAUGGAAUGAAGGAGGUUGAGGUAUGGUUGCAAACAUUUGCACCAGGUGCACACACACCUAUCCAUAGACACUCAUGCGAAGAGAUUUUUGUUGUCAUAAAGGGGAGUGGCACUCUAUAUCUUUCCUCCAAUUCACAUAUUAAGCACCCUGGAAAACCUCAAGAGAUUCUUAUCUUUGCAAAUAGCACAUUUCAUAUCCCAGUAAAUGAUGUUCACCAGAUCUGGAAUACAAAUGAAGAUGAUGAUCUACAAUAUCUUGCAAUUAUAUCAAGACCACCUGUCAAAGUGUUCAUAUACGAUGAUUGGUUCAUGCCUCAUACUGCAGCCAGAUUGAAGUUCCCAUACUAUUGGGAUAAAGAGUGUUUUCAAACAGAGAUCAAAGAUGAGCUUUAGCUCCUACAGAUAGAAGUUCCCCUACUAUUGGGAUAAAGAGUGUUUUCAAACAGAGACCGAAGAUGAGCUUUAGCUCCUACUGUUAAAUGUUCUUAACCUUACGUUACUUUAGCUUUCUCACUCUCCUCAACAAAGACAAGGAGACGUUUAGUGUAUAUGUUUCAUCCAUGCAAAUGUUUUAAAAUCAUAUCUGAUUAUGAUCCUCAUAGUACGAUGAGUGUAAAGGGAUUAAUUGAGUUUUAGUUUAUAGUAGAUAAUGUGGACUUUAGUAGU